This is a messenger RNA of Antechinus flavipes (yellow-footed antechinus), 2343 nucleotides long. RefSeq names its product vomeronasal type-2 receptor 26-like. Gene Ontology annotation, molecular function: G protein-coupled receptor activity. Gene Ontology annotation, cellular component: membrane. Bases 1 to 2343 code for a protein of 780 amino acids. The record is from RefSeq and is a predicted model, not a curated record. Lineage: Eukaryota; Metazoa; Chordata; Mammalia; Dasyuromorphia; Dasyuridae. Gene Ontology annotation, biological process: G protein-coupled receptor signaling pathway. The transcript is spliced from 10 exons.
AUGACUACCAACAACAAGAUUUUCUUAUCUGAGUUCCAGAUGGUCAAGAAUCCUUGUCACAUAGAGAGACGUUUCAAUCCCACGUAUAGAAAAGAAGGGGACCUAAUCAUUGCUGGAUUCCUCUCCCUUUUUGUGAAGGUAGAGAUUCAAGUGAACAAAUUUUUCUUCAAAAUAUUUCCCUUCAACAGUUAUGCACGACAAAUGUCAAUGUUCAAACAAUAUCACUAUUUCCUUGCUCUUCAAUAUGCUGUUGAUGAGAUCAACAAGAACCCCUAUUUGCUGCCCAACACAACCUUGGGAUAUCAGUUACUCAAUAACUUCCAUCUGGAGAAACUAGCUGUGGAGAGUUCCUUAAUAUGGCUAUCAGGGAGAGGUCCCAUAAUCCCCAAUUAUAGCUGUGAUAAACAGUCCAGUCUGGUGGCUGUCAUUGGAGGGAUGUCAACUACACUUUCCAUGGCCAUGGCCACCAUUCUCCAACUGUAUAAAGUUCCACAGCUCCACCACUUUCUGAAAUCCAUCAAUUCUGUCAAUAAAGUCAGUGACGAGCCAUGUGAGGAUGGAGCCCAGCCAGCUGCUGAGACAUAUGAUAUACUGAAUUAUAAAUACUUCCCUGGCCAGAUAGAGACCCUGGUCAAAGUGGGUGAAGUGUAUCCCCUUGCCCAGAGAGUCACCAUUAAGGAUGAAGACAUAGAUUGGCCAGAAGAUUUCCAUCAGACUCCAACUUCUAGGUGCAAUCUGAAGUGUGGCCCUGGAUUCCAAAAGACAGCUCUUGAAAGCAAGCCCACGUGUUGCUAUGCUUGUUCCCCGUGUCCUGAAGGGACAAUUUCCAACCAGACAGAUGCAGAGCAGUGCCUGCAGUGCCCUGAAGAUCAAUAUCCUAAUAGGGAAAGAGAUCAUUGCCUCCCCAGGACUGUGACCUUCCUGGCCUAUGAGGAACCUCUGGGAAUGACUCUGGCCUGUGCAGCCAUCUCCUUCUCCCUCCUUACUGUGCUGGUCCUGGGAGUCUUUGUGAAGCACAGGAAUACCCCCAUAGUCAAAGCCAAUAACCGCAGUCUCAGCUACACUCUGCUGGUCUCCCUCGGCCUCUGCUUCCUCUGCUCCUUGCUCUUCAUCGGCCAUCCUACCACAGCCACCUGCCUGCUGCGCCAAACCACAUUCGCAGUUGUCUUCACAGUGGCCGUUUCCUCCAUUUUGGCUAAAACUAUCACUGUGGUUCUGGCCUUCAAGGCCACCAAACCAGGGAGCAAGCUCCGCAGGUGGCUGGGAUCCACAGCAUCUUACUCUCUCAUUUUCACCUGCACCCUCAUCCAAAUGUGUCUCUGUGGCAUCUGGCUUGGGACAUACCCCCCCUUCCUAGAGAUGGACAUCCACUCUGAACCUGGCUCCAUUAUCAUCCAGUGCAAUGAGGGCACUCUCCUCAUCUUCUACUGUGUCUUAGGCUACAUGGCCUUGCUGGCCUUGGCGAGCUUCACCAUGGCUUUCCUGGCCAGGAACCUGCCGGACACUUUCAAUGAAGCCAAGUUCCUGACCUUCAGCAUGCUUGUGUUCUGCAGCAUCUGGAUCUCCUUCCUGCCCUCGUACCAGAGCUCCAAGGGCAAGGCCAUCGUGGCCUUGGAAGUCUUUGCCAUCUUGACCUCCAGUGCCGGGAUUCUCACUUGCAUCUUUGCUCCCAAGUGCUUUGUGAUCCUUCUAAAAUCAGAACCAAGGUUGAAUGUAAAGAAGUCUGAGCCCUCCAGAAUUAACACUUUGGAAUUUUGGGUCCGGAAAAGACUUUUGACAGUCCCUGGGACAAUUUUCUUAUCUGAGUACCAGAUGGUCAAGAAUCCUUGUCACAUAGAAAGACGUUUCAAUCCCAUGUAUAGAAAAGAAGGAGAUCUAAUCAUUGCUGGAUUCCUCUCCCUUUUUGUGAAGGUAGAGAUUCAAGCGAACCAAUUUUUCUUCAGAACGUGUCCCUUCGACAGUUAUGCACAACCAACGGCAAUGUUCAAACAAUAUCACAAUUUCCUUGCUCUUCAGUAUGCUGUUGAUGAGAUCAACAAGAACCCCUAUUUGUUGCCCAACAUAACUUUGGGAUAUCAGUUACUCAAUAACUUCCAUCUGGAGAAACUAGCUGUGGAGAGCUCCUUAAUAUGGCUAUCAGGGAGAGGUCCCAUUAUCCCCAAUUAUAGCUGUGACAAACAGUCCAAUUCUGUGGCUGUCAUUGGAGGGACGUCAGCUACACUUUCCAUGGCCAUGGCCACCAUUCUCGAACUGUAUAAAGUUCCACAGAUGGCCUUCAGACAGGAGCUGGACUCAGUGAAAGAAAUGCAGGAGGCCAGGCCAGCCAACAUGAGAUGGAGUUGA